Messenger RNA from Helianthus annuus (common sunflower), 2859 nucleotides. Its product is annotated as protein CROWDED NUCLEI 1. Bases 218 to 2641 code for a protein of 807 amino acids. Lineage: Eukaryota; Viridiplantae; Streptophyta; Magnoliopsida; Asterales; Asteraceae. Gene Ontology annotation, molecular function: protein binding. The record is from RefSeq and is a predicted model, not a curated record. The transcript has 3 exons.
AUGCAACAAAAACCUCAAAAAAGUCAAUAAUGAAGGAUUUGACUCAUUUCUAAACUUCAAAGCUGAAUGAUCAAAACUGAAAAGGGGGACACACACAGUCUGUCUCAAUCGCAUUGCUCUUUUGAUCAUACAGAUUCAACCAGUUUGAUCUGUUAACCUAAAACAAUCAAUCAGCAACUGACCAACUGAAUUCCGUUCAAUCGUCACCGCCAUUGCCAUGGAUGACAUGGAGGAUUCCUUGUUCGAGGGUAUGGUCCUCUUCGAUCCUUCUUCUUCUCAAUUUCCAGCAGAAUUACCACUAGAUCAUACUAAUAAACACGAUGAUUCUGUUAAUUCUGUUGAACUAUCGAAUCAUGGUGAAAUUAGUCAACAAUCUGUUCAAUCCACCACUUCUGGAGCUUCGUUUGAGCCGCUAGAUGAAAACCUGUUCUCGGAUCUAACCCUAAUUCAACCGCAAUCCGAAUACGACGACGUUUCCAACUCUCUUGAUCCUCCGCUUUCACCGUCAUCUUCAUCCACAUCAUCUCGUAGUACUGUUACUACUGAUUUCGCCGCAACGACGUCGUUCUUAUCAAUUCCACAAACCUCAAUAACUUCAACCAGAUCACUCACUUCGCAGAUUUCAUCCACCAGGAAGAAGAAGAGAGCUGGAUUACGCAUCGGUUAUGGCAGAACUUCUGCUGUUCAAUCACUCGAUUCCGAUUCCGCCAUUGAUGUUGAUAAUUCGCAGGUUCUGGUUCCGGCUUCUGUUUCGGUUUCAUCUGUAUCAUCGCCUGUAGUUGUUUGCCAAGUAAAACUUGAAUUAGAAGAAGAAAAACCGCAAAAUCGAGUUACUGAAUCUGAAAUUAAAGCAGUGGCAUCAGAAACCGAAGAUCUCGAAGGAGGGAUCGAGAUAAACGAGGCGGUUACGACUUCGUCGACGUUAGAACAUAAAGUAGAAGAAGAAGAAGAACAGGAGGUUGCGGAAGAUGAAAGCAAGGAGGAUUCGAUAGAUGUGAGAUACGAGCAGGUUAAGAAACAGGUUGCGGAGAAACUGGAUUAUGCGCGGGGAAUGGUGGCGUCUGUGUCUGGUAAACGGAAGGAGGUUAUUCGGAAGAGAAGGAAGGCUGCGGAGGAGUUGAAUAGUGUGUCUGUGAAGUACAAGGAGAUGGAGAAGGAGUUGGAGGAGGCGGUUGAGUCGGAGGAUUUUGAGACUGCGGAAAGGGUUAGUGAUGGUCUUGCAGCAGCGGAGAAAGAGAAGGAGGUUCUGUCUGUUGCGUUGAGAGAAGCAGAAGCAGAGUGUGAUGCGAUUGAUUUGAAGAUGCAGGAGGCUUUGGAGAUGCAGAUUGUGGCUGAAGAGGAAUGUGCAGCUCUGCUACAAAGCUUUGCAGUGGAUGCUGAUCAUAAUGCAGAUUCUAUCAUCACAAAUGCCAAAACUAAAACUUCAGAAGAAAUGGAAAAAUGGGUUUCGUUAUCCGAAGCUUUAGAGGUGAAGAAAAUGGAAGCUGAGAUAGAAUCCGACGUUCUAUCCGGAGCACGUAAAGGGUUAGAUGAUUCCAUUGAACAUAUAGUCAAGGAGGACAAACAAAAAAGUCAACUCCUCCACGAGAAAAAGAAGAUUUUAGCAGACGAACUACAGGAACUACUUGCUUUAGUGAAACAAAAAGAAGCAGAAAUAUCAGAAAACAAUUCACAAAUCGAAGAGAUCGAGAAAAAGAUGGCGGGUGCGGUUUCUAGCUUCCAGGAUGCACUAUCGGACAUUGAUUUAAAGUCUGCAAAUCUUCAAUCGGGUCUCUCGCAACUGGAAUCAGAGAGCGAUGAUUUAUCUAAUAGAAAGAAGGAAAUUGACGAUUUUGCCCUUCAGGAAGAAGCCAGAGGUUUGAAAAUCAGGGAACUUGGACGGGUUUCUGCAGAUGAAGCGGCUGUGCACCAAGAAGUUAUAAACAUGCGUAAGAGUUUAAUAAAGUUUAUCUCGAAAUCACGCGAAGAUAAGAUACGGUUAGCUGCAACUGAACAGAAAUUGUUUGAUGAUGUCCAAAUGCUCAAACAAGAUAUCUCUGCUGUAAGAGCUUCUCUCCAGGAUCUAUCUUCAACGAAAUCAGGAACCCAACAAUCAAUUGAAUCAUCCAAACAGAGGCUUCUCUUCAUAGAAAAACGGGUCCCAGAAAUGGAAUCCGAAAAGAGAGUCUUUGCAACCGCAAGAAAUUUCAAGGAAGCAGCCCGAAUAGCCAACGAGGCAAAGGCAUUGUACGUUGAAAAAGAAACCUUACAGCUUAAAAUAGAUGAAGAUACAACCGCCCUUAAGAAGAUAGAAGAUGAUAUCAACCACAAUGUGCAGAAACUACAAGAAAAAGAAGAAAAUAUCGCACUAACGGAAAAGGAGUUGGAAACAGUUAGAUACCAACGUCUGAUUUUGCUUGUGGGUGCUGCAACAGCUGAACAAUCGGCUGCUAUGAAGUUAGGUGAUGUUGAAGAAGCGGAUAUUUUGCGGCAAGAAGCUCAGGCUGCAGAUUCGGAAGCUAAAAAGAUUCAACCGGAUUCUAAAAAUGAAAAAUUUGAUAGUAAGAUAUUGAAUUCGUUCAUUUCGAUGGAACUUGUUUCCACUCUUGAUAAGAAUCAGUUGGCUGAGCUGGUAGCAUCCGCUCAGAUUUCGGCACCAUGAUAUGAAGCAACACCAGUGGUGAAUCUAGAAUUUACCUUGAAUGUUAUCUUUAGAGCUAUUCUUUUUCUUUUAUUUCUCAUACACCCAUGUUUUGUUAUGGGAUUUUGAUUUGUUAAAACUGUGUGUUUGUUUCAUUGUUUGUGUUUUCUAUACAAUGUUGUAUAAACAAUUGAACUUGAUGAUUUGCAAAGCUAAGAUAUUUCAUUUGGUUUCAUUUC